AUGCGUAGCUUUAGCUAUCAUCAAGGAACAAUGAAGCAUAUGAGUUUGUUUUCAAUCCUCUGUUUUCUCCUCAUAAUAAGCUUUCGUGUUGCUCAAGUUUUAGCACAAACAUGCACGGACGACAAUGGGAAUUUCAGGCCAAACGGUACAUACGACGCAAAUCGGCGUCUCAUCCUCUCUUCUCUUCCUUCAAACGUCACGGCUCAAGACGGCUUCUUCUACAACGGUUCGCUCGGACAAGAACCUAACCGUGUCUACGCAACAGGAAUGUGCAUCCCAGGAUCUACUCUAGAAGCUUGUUCUGAUUGUCUCAAGACCGCUUCUGAUGGUUUGAUAGAGAGUUGUCCAAACCAAACAAACGCGUUUACAUGGCCAGGUGAUCCCACGCUUUGCUAUGUGCGCUACUCCAACACUUCUUUCUCAGGAUCUGCUGUUCUAGAUCCGCGUUUAUUGGUCUACAACACUGGAGACAUAACCUCAAAUCAAACACAGUUCACGGAAAUAUGGGAAGACUUAGUUGGCGGUAUGAUUGGUGCAGCGUCCACACCAAAAAACACACCAUCAUCUAGUAAUAACUAUUACACAGCUAAUAUUUCACGUUUAGAAACUUUCCAGGAUAUUUAUGCAUUGAUGCAAUGUACGCCGGAUCUUUCGUCUCGUGAUUGUGAGAGUUGUCUGCAACAGAGCGCAAAUGCCUACCAGUCAUGUUGUGGUCAGAAGCAAGGAGGUUUUGUUAUGCGGCCGAGCUGCUUUUUCCGGUGGGAUUUGUAUACAUACUCCAACGCUUUUGAUAAUAUCACGGUGGCUUCUCCUCCUCCUCCUCCUCCUCCUCUUGUGCCACAGCCUACAGACGACAGCCGGAAUAACACGACUGAGAAUGAAGAAGAUAAAAAAGGAAUCUCCGCUGGAGUUGUCGUGGCGAUUACGGUUUCUACUGUUGUCACCAUCUUGAUACUGCUUGCUCUAGCUUUCUUUCUAUGCCGGAAGAGAAAAUCAUACCAAAGAACUGAGACUGAAUCUGAUAGUGAUAUUUCAACUACACAUUCAUCACAAUACGAUUUUAAGACAAUUGAAGCUGCAACAAACAAGUUUUCAAGGAGUAAUAAGCUCGGAGAAGGUGGAUUCGGCGAGGUUUACAAGGGUAAGUUUUCAGACGGAACUGAAGUAGCUGUGAAGCGACUGUCGAAAAAGUCAGGACAAGGCGCAAGGGAGUUUAGGAACGAGGCUGUUCUUGUGUCAAAACUUCAACACAAGAAUCUUGUUAGGCUUAUUGGAUUCUGUUUGGAUGGAGAAGAAAAGAUUCUGAUUUAUGAGUUUGUUCCCAACAAAAGCCUUGACUACUUCUUAUUCGACUCUGAAAAGCAACGUCAUCUAGACUGGACUCGGCGAUACAAGAUCAUUGGAGGGAUCGCUAGAGGGAUUCUAUAUCUUCAUCAAGAUUCACAGCUCACAAUCAUACACCGUGAUCUCAAAGCCAGCAACAUUCUCUUAGAUGCAGAUAUGAACCCAAAAAUUUCAGAUUUUGGAUUGUCGACCAUCUUUGGCAUGGAGCAAACUCAAGGCAAUACUAAUAGAAUUGCUGGAACAUAUGCUUACAUGUCUCCUGAGUAUGCAUUGCAUGGUCAAUACUCCAUGAAAUCAGACGUUUACAGUUUUGGAGUCUUAGUUCUCGAGAUCAUAAGCGGAAAGAAAAACAGUGGCGUUUACAACAUGGAUGAAACUAGUACUGCUGGAAACUUGGUUACAUAUGCUUGGAGACUUUGGAGAAACGGGUCUCCAUUAGAGCUGGUGGAUCCUGCCAUUGGAAGGAAUUAUCAGAGUAGUGAAGUCACUAGAUGCAUCCACAUUGCGCUCUUAUGUGUUCAAGACAAUCCAAAAGACCGUCCAACGUUAUCAACUAUCAUCUUGAUGCUCACUAGCAGUACAGUCACUUUACCAGUGCCUCGCUUACCUGGUUUUUUCCCAAGAAGCAUGCAGAAACUGGACUCUUUAUCUCAGACAUUAGUGUCGGAUCAGUCUACAAGCAAGUCUUUUCUUCAUUUAGUUCGAAAAAACAAAAGAGAUUUUUCCUCACCAAAACUGAAAAGUUGA
Molecule: messenger RNA, 2091 nt
Organism: Microthlaspi erraticum
Lineage: Eukaryota; Viridiplantae; Streptophyta; Magnoliopsida; Brassicales; Brassicaceae
Source: the annotation of a GenBank genome assembly